AUGUCUCCCUUAUUGCAGAAUGAACUAUUCUCUAAAUGGUCCUCAGCGUCUAUUUCAGCAAGACACAAGCUUCUUGCUAUCGGGCGACAAGAAGGAAUCGAAGAAGUAAAACGAAAGGGAAUUAUUAUUGACAGAGAAGUAUCACUUGGAACUUAUCUUAAGUUUUGUGAAGGAGAACCAAGAAUUGAUCAGUUGCGAGUUAUUGGUGAAGUAGAUGUUAUUGUGGAUACGAGAAGUGUCUAUCGUUCUGAUAUUUCAUCUCUUCAUGUUUCCACGCAAAAUUAUCUUCAAAGAACUGUAAAUGUUCCAGCCAAUACAAUUACUGGUGUCGGAUUUGGGGCAGGUCCUUGUAAUGACGCUAAUAUUCAAGACUAUCAAAUACCUAUUCCUACCAUCUUAUUUUUCAAUGGUGUUCCUGGCGAUAUUUCUGCUGGCGUACCUAAUAACUUCAACAUAGAUUUAUGGAAGUUGCAAGAUGUAAAUCUGAAUAGUUAG
Entrophospora candida is the source of this 495-nucleotide messenger RNA. The record is from the annotation of a GenBank genome assembly. NCBI's taxonomy places the organism in Eukaryota, Fungi, Glomeromycota, Glomeromycetes, Entrophosporales, Entrophosporaceae.